Molecule: messenger RNA, 1623 nt
Organism: Alligator mississippiensis (American alligator)
Lineage: Eukaryota; Metazoa; Chordata; Crocodylia; Alligatoridae
Gene: IL17D
Product: interleukin 17D
Exons: 3
Coding region: 70-723 (217 amino acids)
Biological process (GO): inflammatory response
Cellular component (GO): extracellular region
Molecular function (GO): cytokine activity
Source: RefSeq, a predicted model, not a curated record
ACAGUCCUCCUCCUCCUCCUCCUCCUCCUUCUCGUGCAGCAGCGGAGCAGCGCCCGGCUCGGCCCCGCCAUGCGGCCCCGCGCGGUGGGGGUGAGGGGGCGGCGGCUGGUGCUGGCGACGCUGCUGUGCUGCGCGCUGCUGCGCCCGGGCCCCGCGGCCGCCCGCCUGCCCAAGCGCCCGGCGCGGCCGCGGCCCCGGCCCUGCGCGGAGCGGCCCGAGGAGGCGCUGGAGCAGCUGUACGGGCGGCUGGCGGCCGGCCUGCUCGGCGCCUUCCAACACACGCUGCAGCUCGAGCCGCGCCGCGCCGCCCGCAGCGCCCGCAACGCCACCUGCCCCGCCGCCGCCGCCGCCGCCCCCCCGCACCGCCUGCCCGUCAACCUGCGCAGCGCCUCGCCCUGGGCCUACAGAAUUUCCUAUGAUCCCACCAGGUACCCCAAGUACAUUCCUGAAGCAUACUGCCUGUGCAAGGGCUGUCUCAUGGGGAUUUACGGCGAAGAGAAUUUUCACUUCCGCAGCACCCCAGUGUACAUGCCAACAGUCAUCCUACGCCGUACUUCAUCCUGUGCUGGGGGUCGCUAUGUGUACACGGAAGAUUACAUCACUAUCCCUGUAGGAUGCACUUGUGUACCUGAACAGGAAAAAGAGGAAGAUGGUGUAAAUUCCAGUAUAGAUAAACAAGAAAUGAAAUUGUUAGUAAACCAGAAGAAGCCAGUGUCAGAAUGAGAGUGUUCAAGGGAUCCUAAAUGCAGUAUUGGCCUCGUGUUGCUCUUUCGUUGGCUCAGGAAAUUUUAGAGCAAUAGGCAAAAAAGAUCUCUAACUAACUAUGACUGGUGCAGUUAUUAGGGGGAGAGCUUUGUCUCAAAAUAUUACUAAGACGACAUGUCAGACGAUGCACAAAUUGAAGAUCUUUUUAAUAUGAAACCAAAUAUUUGUUUCAAAUUUCAGCUUCUUCCAUUGUUUUAGCACCAAAUACAAUUUUAUUCUACCCUUGCUUAUUUCAGAUAAAAUGUUAUAAGGGGAUAUAACAGCAUAGUAGCUACUUUCAGAGGAGGCUACUGAUUUCAGAGACUGUAAACAAAGUCUUCCAUUUUCUACUGUUUGGUAAUUCUGUGCUAGUCACGUAACUGAUAUUCCCAUAGCAACACUAGAAAGGAAAACAAAAAUCAUACUGCCCCUCUUUUAAACAGACCUAAGCUAUGUAUCUUAACUCCAAAUGUUCUUGGCAGCUACAACCUAUACUACUUGCAUGUUACAACAGGGAAAACUGUUUCCAUUUAGUAUUUUUCAACUGUUGAACUGCUGCAGUCAUUCAUACAAUUCUCUAUAGGUGAGACUCUUAUUUCUAAAGUUUUCAAACUGCUAAGUAUGCAAAAUUGCUGAUAGAAACCUUGUCUAGAAUGUUACAGAAGAGUAACAUUGACUGUCAUCUUUCCAGUAGAGAGGAUGCAAAAAAAAAGGCUGAUUCCAGGAUGCAGGACUUCUCUGCUAUACUGCCUUCCCAGUCAAUUUCUUAAUGUUAAUCAUGACAUCUAUGUUCUGUAAAGCUGCAAAGACAAAACCUUUUCAUUUUAUAUAAUGUAAAUCCACCAAGAGAAAUUAAACAAACUGAGUAACUAAUAUAAA